Toxoplasma gondii ME49 is the source of this 6343-nucleotide messenger RNA. RefSeq names its product AP2 domain transcription factor AP2VIII-1 (gene AP2VIII1). The transcript has 4 exons. The record is from RefSeq and is a predicted model, not a curated record. The coding region runs from base 1 to 6309 and encodes 2102 amino acids. Lineage: Eukaryota; Apicomplexa; Conoidasida; Eucoccidiorida; Sarcocystidae.
AUGGCGCCAGACAGAACUGCGAACUGGGGACUGGCAACGCCUCCUCGGCAGCCGCCGCGCGGGCCGCGUCCGGUGCCGUCCUCUCCGUGUGUGGCGUCGACUUCAACUUUUUCUUCGGAUUCUUUCUCAGCGUGUCUAGAGCGCAUGCGGCGGCCUGAGCGUUGCGGAGCCAAGCAUCCCGACUCAGCCGCAGAAUGCUGCAUUCAGAGAGCAAACGAGAGAGACGGGGACGGCGCCUCUGGCGAACAAGCCUCUCUCUCAGGAGAAACGCUGAGCCCUGCUUCGGAGAAUGCCCCUCCCUCGAGGUCCUCUCUGUGUCUACAUGCUGCUGUGUCAACGCACCCUGGCGCGUCGCCGCCUUCCGGCGCUGCGUCGAUUUUCAGUCCUUCUUCCCUCGGCCGCGGAGCUUUCGAGUGUGUAGACAGCCGGCCGCCUCAGCUGCUGGCGCCACCCGGCGAGGCCGCAGUUGCCGGGGGUGUCUUGGCAGAUCUCCGCCAGCAUUUCGCGCAGCUCGCGCGGUGUCUAUUUUCGCAACUAGCUAAACGCAGCGGCUCUGUGGAGGCAGGCUCACGUGCGUCCCUGUGGUCUGACUCGAGCAUGCAGAGGAGGCCCUGUGCCUCAGAAGGCCGACCGCCGGGAGGAGACAGAAUGCCAGGCUCCGGACAGUCGUCGGGAGACAAGGCAGAGGACGUCAAACCCCAGCUGGCUCUGGCGAACAGGGAGAAGCGCCCAGAGGACAAAGAGGCUUUUCGAGCUCUCGCCUCUGUGUGGAGAGAUCUGUGCAGAGAGCCGUCGAUAACGGGACCCCGGCGACGCUCGUCAGAAACUCCCGUUUCUCCGGCCUCGACCUUCUCGACCCAGUCCUCCGUCGGAGACACCCAACUACUCGCCUGGAGUCUCCUGCGAAACGAAGACCACCACGCGGAGAAGGAGCUCAGCGGCGCGCAUGCAGCCAGUGUGAAAAAGAGUCGAGACGCUCCGACGAGUUCUUCUCAAGCUGCAGGCUCUGAAGCGAACACGGAAGAGACGGAGAUAGGGCGAGUAAAGAAGGCCGGGGACGCUUCUCUGCCUCUCGCGGUAACAAACUGGGCUUCGUCGACUUUGGCCGCAGCGCUUGACCCUGUCGCCGCGGAAGAGGAGACGGCUUUUCAUGUCGAGAGGAUCGUCAACAACACAGAGAGCCGCGAGGCGUUGGCGGAGUAUGCAACCAUUUUUGCGCCUCUCUUCGGCACCGACCCUCGUGACCUCUCGACCCAGCAUGGCCUGUCUGCGCUGCACUGUGUCGCGCUCGACCUGCAGUUUUUGAGGCGCGCCAAGGAGGUCAGCAAGGACCGGAGCGACUCCGCGCCUUCGCUUGUACGUCCACUCCGCGCUGCCGGCGCCGCGCCAGCGUCUCCGAGUCACACUCCGAAGGCCUUCCACGCAGUGCCCGGCGAGGCGGAAGUCUCUCCCGAGCAGACCUGGUGUUCGUCUUCUUGUUCCCCGCGCUCCUCGCGCUCUUCUCUCACGUUCGCCGGUCUCGACGCAGGCGCGAGUGACGUGAGGGCGACUGCCCUCUCGAGCCCCCGAGAGGACGGAAGCGACUGUGAAGGGGAGCGGAGGAGUCGAACGCCUUCUGGAGGCCAAGGAUGUUCGAGGACCCAUGACCGCGGACCGUACCGGACAGGCGAGGACAGGCGCGGAGAGAGGGCAGAGCAGCUGAGGGAAGACGCUUCGAAAGCCACAGACGCGACGCGACGCGUGGAAGAGAUCCUGGACAUUCCAACGGGGGCAGCCUUCGCGAGAGUUGCGGGAGACUCCCGCGGCCCCGAAGGCCCCGAAGACACACCAGAGGAGGGCGCCGCUUCCGGAGAUCCGCUCUUCCACUUUGCGGUCCGCGGCUCUCACUCGGACGACUUCUCGGCGCUGCUGCGGUGCGACUUGGCUUUUCCAGAGUUUGGACGCACGUCGCCUCCCCCCGCCUUCGCCGCACUCACGACGCGCCCAGGCCCCACAAGUCUCGCGCCGGAGGCCCGCGACCGACUGGGGACGCAGUUCCCUCUCUGCCUGGAUCCGUCGGAGCCGGAUCUCGAUGCAGAGACACCCGACGCCCUGGCGGCAUCGAGCUUGUUCGAGAAGGAAGAUCGCGACUUGGACGGGUCUCCGUUCCAAGCUCCCCCACCGGAACUCCCGAUUCUCGACGCGCGCAACCACCUCGACGGAGUGGUGGAGAGCAGCGAAGAGGCUUGCCCGGGGUUGUUCUCGCUCACGGUGUGCGGCGGAGCAAGCUCAGCUAGCGUAGCCAGCGAGUGCCUGCCAGGCACCCAAGAGGCUGCCGGGCCGUUUCUCGCGCUUCCGACGCGAGACGCGGUGGCGCCGCCUCGCGAGGGACUGGACGGAGACGAGGGAUGCGUUGGAGGGGAGAAGACGGGUGUCAGUCGCCCGCGGGCCGUCUUCGCGCGCUGUUUGUCUCCGCGGGUGACGGCGUCGGGCUCCGUCUCCCUCGCGUCGCUCGCCCCGUUCGGAGACUCUGCCCACAGCUUCUCGAUCUCGGAACUCUUUCCCCUGGCAACGGGCCGAGACAGCGGCUGGGGUCGCGUGGUCGACGACUUGCCAGCCGCCGCGUCGCCGGCUUUUUCUGCAUGCGCGGAAGUCGAGGGUCCUGCGGCGCCCGCCUUCGAGCUCCCCUUCUUCGCGCGCAGCCUCCACUCCUUCGCGCUCUCAGGCGGCGCCCCGGCGCACACCCUGUCGCUCGCGCCGCGGCGCCUAUCGGCUGCGGGGACAGGAGACUCUGGACCUCUCGCGGACGAAGAGGCGGGGGGCGAGGGCGGCCACUCCGGCGGCUGUUGGCUGUCGCCGCGAUCCGUAGCUGUCCUGAGGCAGUCUCUCCCAGCGGAUGCAGACGGCCCCGAGUCUCUGUUGGCGUCGCUGCGGCAGUGGAGUCAGAGCCGAGGCCUGGAGUUCUCUGCGCAAAACGGCGAGGGAGACGGAGGCGCCGAGCGAGAGGUGCGAGACGAGAAGAGCGGAGGAAGGACUCGAGACGAAGAGCCAGGCGAGGCGAUCACACAACGGGCGGCCCCCAGGGAGGAAGAGCUGCGCAGGGCUAAGGCGCGCCGCGCCGCGCUCUUGGCUGUCGCUCCCAGGAAAGACUUCGCUUCCAGCGUAGACACAUCCCGUGACGGUGCUUCAGUCGGCGACCUUUCAUCCCUCACAAAAGAUGAAAACCCAGAGGGAAGAAUGGCCAGUCCAGCUCCCUCUCUUUCGCAUCCCUAUUGCUCUGCUUCAUCCACAGUUCCUGCCUGUGGGAAUAACCUCUCUUCUUUCUCCUUUUCCUCUUCCCCUCUCUCUUCUUCUCUCUCGUCUUCUCUCUCGUCUUCCCUCUCGUCUUCCCUCUCGUCUUCUCUCUCUUCUUUUUCCUCUCCUUUUUCCUCUUCUUCCUCGUCUUCUUCGUCUCUCGCUUCUUUUUCCUCUUCCCCUCUCUCUUCUUCUCUCUCUCCUUUUUCUUCUUCCUCGUCUUUCUCUUCUUCUUUCUCUUCCUCGGCGUCUUCUGUGUGGUGUCCUGUGACAGCUGGCAACGAGGGAGAGAGGAGGGAAUACUCGCAUGCGACAGUGGAAGAAUGCGUCGGUAGUCAGAGACAGCGUCUCUUAUGUGAGCAGCAGCCUGCAGACGGAGGAAGCCACCGAGCUUCCCGAGUGGCGUUCGACGGACCUGCUGAGGCUAGAACUCUCGCGAGCCAAGGCGAAACGCCUCGCGAGCAAGUCUUCACUUUGAAAGCGGAGUCUCGUGCCGAUGACUGGCACAGUUCUGGCGUCUAUGCUUCUGACCGUCCGCGUUUCGUUGCGUCAGACCAUUUCGGGACCCAGCAGUGCGGCACUGCCAGCAGAUGCCCCUGUCGAGACGCGUCGGUGUCUCCACUCCUCCACCGCUCACCUUCAGGCGCGCCGUCGCAGGUGGGAGGAACAGCAGGUGGAUGUGGUUCGUUCGCUGCGCCUCAAGUGCAAGGUGGAGUGCCGUUUUCUGCUUCCGCCGACGCCGCCGCAUUUGUCCAGAUGCCUCGUGGACCGGAGGCGAGCAACGUAGGGACGCAGCUCGUUUCAGCUGGAUAUACAGCGCACUUGGAGCGGGCGGGCGGAGGGGCGACGGGGCAGGUCAACUCGGGUGUACAUACACCUGAGGGAGAGGGGGAGGGGAGCGGGUCUGUGCUGUCUCUCCGCUCAGGUGUAUGUACACCUGGUUCUGGGAGUGAGCACAGCACGACUGCGACUCAGCUUUCGAGUCCAUCGGCGCAGGCGCCGUCCGACCAGGGAAGCGAGAGAGGCGACGUGGUGCAUCUCACUUCGCACGCAUAUUCUGCAGGGACUGAACUUGGAGAGAGACUCGUUAGCGCGCCGGUGCACCUAUCGUAUCCAUCGGCUGUCCAUGCGCCUGGCCGGCCUGCGUACGGCGGAGGCGAGGACACAGUCCAGCAGCGGAGCACCUGUACAUGUGGUGUUGGCGAGCUGUCUGAAGAGCAAGCUGCAUCCAGGGGGGCCUCGAAGAAGAGAAGAAAAGGCCGAGUCUCUGAGAAAGCGGAGUGCCUCACCCCGGGCGAGAAGGGGGAGGAAGAAGCGAGGACAACUGGAAGCGUCAGCAGCGGUGGACCCGCGACGGCGCACCCUGUUGUGACCAUCGGGCUCGUCGGACGGCCGGGCGGCGUUCGGAACCUCGUCACGCCCGUCGGCAGUGAAACGCCGUUGACCACUGGGGAUUUUUCUGCGACUCGGGUUGUCCGUCUGAGCAACAAGGCAAUGGAGCUGCCGUAUGUCCACGGAGUGCGUUUUGAGGCGGAGGCCUUUGCCUGGACGGCGAAGAUCGGCUCUGGGUCUCGGCGAUUUCUAGUGAAGAAGCACGGCUUCCAUAAGUCUCGUCUCUGCGCGAUCGAGAAGAUUCAACAGUGGAGGGCGACUCUCUCGCCAGCGGCUUUGGAACGCGAGCUCAGAGAGGAGCGCGAGAUUAUUGCGAGUCUCCCGGUCGAUCCGCGGUGCGAGCAUGCACCGGGUCCUCCAGAAGAGGUGCCGAGUCAGAGAAGCGGCGGCAGCCAAGAGGAAGGCGCGGCUGAGCGCGAAGGGUGUCUCGAGGACAGGAAUGGAAAGAGGCAGCGGACGACGAGUGUGGAGACCCAUUUCGUGCAUCCUCUGUACACGUCGCCUGUCUCGUCAGUUCUCUCGGCUUCUGCUGUCGCCCCGCCGGCUGCCUGCGGUCAAGACGCGGCACCGUCGUCUUCCCCCUAUUGUUGUCUCGCCCCAGAUGUGCAGUGUAUGUACACCGGACACCACGUGAACGCGUCCCCGGAGCUGGUCCAGUCGCAAGACCGGCUGGCGCCAGGCUCUGCGGUCGCUCCCUCGGACUUCUUCCCCAUGCAGCCCGCGUACUCGCCGCUCGUGUCAGCACCCUCGGCAGGUCCCCACAUGGCAUUCGCCUCGCCGGCCUUCUCCGGUGUCUCUUCUUCUCCCGUUGUGGCUAUGCAUGCGCCUCCCGCGUCGCUGCCUUCCUCGAACCCUGCGCUCUGCAUGCGUGCUUCACCUGAUCAGACGCCUUCUGCGUUUCCCUCCUUCUCGCCAGUGUCUCCGCCUCACCUCCCGCACUGCGGAGCGCCGGAGAAGACUGAACCCUCCAGAGAAGAGGGGCGAGAGGAGGAGCGCGACAGGCUGCGUUUUCUUCCGGCGUAUCACCAGAGUCGCUUGUCGUCGAUGCCGCCAAGCACUCCGGCUCCUCUCUCCACUGCAUGCGCGUCGUCCUUCCCGCCCUCCGAGUUGGGCAGCCGUGUGCUGGAAGCCCCGAGCAAAGAGCCGCUCGAGGUCCGGGGCAUGUACCACGAUUCCAGCGAGCCUCCAGCGCAAAGAGCUCUCUGUCCGACUGUGUCCCCCUCUUCAGACCCGUAUGCUUCGCCUGUUGCCUUCCCCUCCACGUUGGCCUCUUUCCCCGUCGACGGCCAAAGGCCGCAGCUCCUGCCCGCCGUCCAGGCGUCUCCAGGAGAGGACAACUGUCUCUCGAGAGGCGACGACCGCGGCGCGGGGAGGCUGUGCGCUCCAGAAGGUCCGUGCGGGUCUGCAGGCGAUGGUCGCGACUUUGACGGCUCGGCCGAACACUCCGCACCUCUCUUCGAAUGGGUUCCCUCCUUCUCUUUUGCACUCGCGCGCAUGCGUUCCCUACCACGCUUCUCCGGCGCCGCCCGGCUGUCUCCCUCCCUCGAGUGCAAGCCCCGCGGCCUUCGCGUCCUACCCUCAGGUGUCUCCAUCGCCUGCGCCGUCGCCGACACCGGUUCCGCUGUCUCUUCACUUCUCUUUUGAGUGAGAAGCAAACUCUCGCGGCAGCUGAACUGGA